This is a messenger RNA of Colletotrichum siamense, 1212 nucleotides long. It is a transcript of the gene ABHD12B, whose product is annotated as Protein ABHD12B. The coding region runs from base 1 to 1212 and encodes 403 amino acids. The record is from RefSeq and is a predicted model, not a curated record. NCBI's taxonomy places the organism in Eukaryota, Fungi, Ascomycota, Sordariomycetes, Glomerellales, Glomerellaceae. The transcript is spliced from 6 exons.
AUGACGGUUCCGCUGUCUCCGAUCCUGCGAUCCGCCGUCUGGGUGGUCGCAGCUCCUCUGGGUCUUUACUUCACAUUUUUGGCCCUCGGCGCAACACCAUUUUUUCAACGACAUUUUCUGUACGCGCACAAGAUAAACACACUUUGGUGGCGCGGCGUCAAUGAACCUGAGCGGUUUGGCUUUGCUAAGGGCCAAGUCACACCCUUCUCCCUCAACACCCCAGAUGGAGUGAACUUGUAUGCUUGGCAUGUCAUGCCCUUGCCAGCCUAUCUGAAGCAGGAAGAGAGAUUCUCAGCACAGAGGCCUGGCUUUUGCGAGGACUUCACCCAGACCGAGUCUUUCAAGGCGCUUAAGGAGGACCCUGAAGCCCGCGUUGUUCUAUCAUUUCAUGGUAACGCCGGAGAUAUCGCGCAAAACCACCGUCCUGACAGUUACCAUGUCAUCACCGACACCUCUUCGUACCACGUGUUGGCAAUCGAUUAUCGCGGCUUUGGCCACUCCACAGGCACUCCCUCUGAAGACGGCCUUAUCCAAGACGCAGCUACUCUGAUUGACUGGGUCAUUAACGUUGCCGGCGUCUCCUCAGACCGCAUCGUCCUUCUCGGCCAGAGCUUGGGCACUGCCGUGACCAGCGGCGUCGCAGAGCUGUACGCCUCCCAGGGCAUCGAAUUUGGUGGAGUCAUCCUUGUCGCCGGCUUCAGUAACUUGCCCAAGAUGCUCAGUGGUUACAAGAUCGGCGGACUCCUCCCCGUUCUUGGCCCUCUGAAGGUCUGGCCUGGAUUCUUGGAGUACAUGGAGACCUUCAUCUACGACAAGUGGCCGUCCGCUGACAGGCUUGAGAGCCUGGUGAAGCUGACCAAGCGAAGGCUACGCCUGACUCUGAUAUCCGCCAAGGACGACUCGGACAUUCCCUGCGAGGAGAGCAGCAAGCUGUUCCGGGCUGCGGCUAAUGCCACUGUUGAUGGCGGGCUGAGCGACCAUGCAUUCGAGUCUUGGAAGGAGGUACGGACGAUCCACAAGGGCAAGAACGCAUUCGUCACGACAUGGCAUGCGGACCACAAUAUCAUUAUUCGACAAGAAAUGUUCCCAUACGGAGGACACAACGACAUCAUGGGAUAUGCGCCCGUAAUCCUCGCAGUGAUGCGGUCUUUCGACCUUGUAGGCACUGCGUAUGAUACUGCUGGCUCUGACACCAGCAGCCGAACAUUGUAA